AUGUCUGACGAAAUUACAAAUUAUUUUAACGUCGCUGUGGAAUUAGUGAAAAAUGCUGGAAACCUUAUAAGUGAGUUCCGAUCAGGUUGUAAAGUUUUCGAAGUUAAAUCAUCGGAUAUUGAUUUAGUAACAGAAAUAGACAAGAAAGUUGAGGAAACACUUAUAGGGGGUUUAUCGAAGAGUUUUCCUAGUCACAAGUUUAUUGGGGAAGAAUCUGUUGCCAGCGGAGACAAAUGUAUACUUUCAGACGAUCCCACAUGGAUCAUUGAUCCAGUCGAUGGAACCCUUAAUUUUAUUCACGGCUAUCCUUGUAGCUGCAUUUCUCUUGGUCUAGCCAUAAACAAAAAGGUUGUAGCCGGUAUCAUAUAUAAUCCUGUCUUAAACCAAUUAUUCACAGCUAUUGAAGGUAGAGGUGCUUUCCUUAACAGUACACCCAUACAUGUGUCCCAGGUUAAAGAGUUGAAAAAUGCUCUAAUAUCAUUUGAAGCUGGGACGAGCCGUGAUGAAGAAAAACAGAAACUGGUUUUAGAGAAUUUUGAAUUAAUAACUACAAAGGGACAAGGUGUCCGAUGUUUGGGAUCUGCGGCUCUAAAUAUGGCCAUGGUUGCAAUGGGAGGUUCGGAUGCUUACUUUGAAUUCGGCAUACAUGCUUGGGAUAUAGCAGCGGGAGAUAUUAUCAUUAGAGAGGCGGGUGGGGUGUGUAUUGAUCCCGCUGGAGGACCUCUUGAUCUACUGUCUAGAAGAGUUCUAUGUGCCUCCACUCCCGAACUUGCCCAGGAAUUAGCCAAAUCUCUUAAACAAUUUUAUCCUGAACGUGAUUAA
Molecule: messenger RNA, 822 nt
Organism: Danaus chrysippus (African queen)
Lineage: Eukaryota; Metazoa; Arthropoda; Insecta; Lepidoptera; Nymphalidae
Source: the annotation of a GenBank genome assembly